UCAUCUCAUGUAUAGACCAAAUCACUGGCUGCAUACAGCCCUCUCCAACCAUCGAGUCUGUGCCAUUGUAUGGCGAAUGGAGUUGCUCUCUGAUGGCCUUCUUCCAAGGUGCUAGGAUAUCAUCUCGGUUAUCAAAGCAGUUUGUCAAGAGUUUAUCAGGAACAUUCCUUCCCGCGACGUCUUCUUUGAGGUCAGAUUUCUACCGAGCAGUUUGUCUUGGCCUGGCCCGAGUCCUUCCUCAUAGUAGCACUCCUGAAUGGCUGACCAUUCUGAACACCCUUGAUCUGCUGAGGUCGGAGGGAUUGCUUCAUGUUUCCUACACCUCCCACUUCAUGACCAGCUUACCUGCAUGUGAUAUCACAGUGUGUCAGCGCCCUCUGCAGUUGAGUCAGGUCUUCACUACGGUGAUCCAGCUGUUGGGUGAAGCGGGCUUUUCUGAUAGGCUGAAAGAUGACCAAUGGCAACAUAUCACCAAGAGCUAUGCACAGCUUAUGAAGAAAAUCCUAUCCAAUGCCACAGAGAGCAUAUCAUCAAGUCCAUCAAGCUCCGCCCAUGCUGCUCCUCAAGUCUUCCUGAUUGGCCAGCUCUUCUGUCAAUCAUGCGAGGUCUCCAGGCGUGUCCCUGGGUUGGCCACGGAGCAGCUCUUCGUCUGGUGUCUGGAGCUUGUCACGAGGGUGGAGGAACUCCUUGGUUGGCAUAGUGAUAAUAAUGUUGAUGUCGUCCGUGAUGUGGCACACCAAGAGAUGAAGACGCUGAGUAGAGCUAUUGAAUGGCUUCCAAGCAGUGGACAGAGGUCGACACUUCUACAGAAAGUCAGUGCAAUUUCAUCCAGGUGUUAAAUGCUAUUAAACGAUGUUGGAGGUACUCCUUAGUUACCAUAGUGAUGAUGAUGAUGAUGGUGUUGAAGUCAUCCCUGAUGUGGCACUCCAAGAAACUAAGACGCUGAGUAGAGCCAUUGAAUGGCUUCCGAGUAGCGGACAGAGGUCGACACUUCUACAGAAAGUUGGUGCAAUGUCAUCCAAGUGUUAAAUGCUAUUAAAUGAUGUUGGAGGAACUCCUUGGUUGCCAUAGUGACGAUGAUGGUGCUGUUGUCGUUCGUGAUGUGGCACACCAAGAGAUGAAGAUGUUGAGCAGAGCCAUCGAAUGGCUGCCGAGCAGUGGACAGAGGUCGACACUUCUACAGAAAGUCAGUGCAAUGUCAUCCAGGUGUUAAAUGCUAUUAAAUGAUGUUGGAGGAAUUUCCUUAGUUGCAAUAGUGAUGAUGAUGAUGAUGAUGAUGAUGGUGUUGAUGUCAUCCGUGAUGUGGCACACCAAGAAAUGAAGACACUGGGCAGAGCCAUUGAAUGGCUUCCAAGUAGUGGACAGAGGUCGACACUUCUACAGGAAGUUUGUGCAAUGACAUCCAGAUGUUAACUGCCAUUAAAUGACCUUACCAUGACAAUGAUGAUAUUGGUGUCUUCAUCUGAGAUGCAGCAUACCAAGAAACUAAGACACCGGGCAGAGCUGUUCAAUGGCAUUCAAGGAGUAGACAGACAGACAGAAAUUUAGUGCAUUGUCUUCCAGAUGUUAUGCAGCAAACCUGAAACUAUUUUGUUAUUGUGAGCCGCUGUUUGAAGAAUGAGGUACAUUCAUUUCUUGAACCCACUGCUAAGUAUGAUACAAAAUGGUUAUAUUUAUGUGAAAUUUAGUGUAUUGCAUGGCCUUUAAGCCAAGAGAAAAAGGAGACCAAUUUUAUUUUUUUUGUUUAUGGACAUUUAAAAAAUAAAAAACAGUCAAGACCACA
Molecule: messenger RNA, 1783 nt
Organism: Strongylocentrotus purpuratus (purple sea urchin)
Lineage: Eukaryota; Metazoa; Echinodermata; Echinoidea; Camarodonta; Strongylocentrotidae
Exons: 4
Coding region: 93-839 (248 amino acids)
Biological process (GO): rRNA processing; spliceosomal snRNP assembly
Cellular component (GO): SMN complex
Source: RefSeq, a predicted model, not a curated record